Molecule: messenger RNA, 6526 nt
Organism: Dunckerocampus dactyliophorus (ringed pipefish)
Lineage: Eukaryota; Metazoa; Chordata; Actinopteri; Syngnathiformes; Syngnathidae
Gene: col28a1a
Product: collagen, type XXVIII, alpha 1a
Exons: 34
Coding region: 549-3392 (947 amino acids)
Molecular function (GO): serine-type endopeptidase inhibitor activity
Source: RefSeq, a predicted model, not a curated record
UACAUUGGUGAGACAAUAUCCACAAGAGGAGUUACCCGGUGAUGCUAACAUGCGUGAGUCUAUAUUAUGUCUUAUUUGUCUUGUCUUAUUCUCUGAUUAUGUCUACUAUAUUAGGUAGUAUGAGUGUAAAGGUGAAUAUAGGGGUGUUAUUUCAUGUCUAGAGGGCUCUAAUAAUGUACUUAGAAGGUUGUAAACAGGUUUUCUGUGCUCUAUUUACGAAGAUAUUCCAUUUAUAAAUAAGGAAUCAUACUUUGCGCAAAUUCCCUUACCACGGUCGGGUCUGGAAAAGAUUAACCUCCGUGAAUGAGGGAUUGGAAAACAGACAAAUAAUGAUUGCAAAAUAGUAUCCUGAAUUCAGAUGUGACUUCAGUUGCUGCGGGUCUGCCUCAAAACCGCUUUUCUUUCCGCCUGUCCAGUCAAUCCCACGCUUACACACACACACACACACACACACACACACAGGCGGUUGAUUCCGGUGGUGGAGUCACACUAGUCGGGUCUUUUAUUUAGUAAAGCUGCAGGUUGGGAAGCCGUGCUGCGGAAUAAUAAUGUGGUGGUUUGUGAAGGCUGCGCUGGUCAUGUUGUUCCUGUCAAGUCUAACAAGAUGUGAAAAAGGGAGGAGGAAAGGACGCAAAGAUGACAGCCAUGGUGUCGUUGCAAAGGGAAAAAGCCCUGUGUGCCAAGUGGAGAUCAUGUUCGUUGUGGACGGUUCAGAGAAAGCCAAAGCUCUGCUGUUUGAGCGACAGAAAGAUUUCAUCCUGCGAUUCAGCGCCAAACUUCUGCAGCUCCACUUGGUCGGGUGGAUCGUGAAGCUGCGGCUGGCCACUCUACAGUACAGCAACAGCGUGGUCGUGGAGCACAACUUCAGGGACUGGCAAGACCUGGACGUCUUUCAGAGCAGAGUGGCCUCCAUGACUUUCAUCGGCCACGGUACCUACUCUGCCUUUGCCAUUACUAACGCCACCCGGGUGUUCAGCCGUGAGACAAGCUCCACUAGCCUGAGGGUGCUGCUGUUCAUGACUGACGGAAUGGACCACCCCCGGAGCCCCAGUGCCGUGAUGGCUGCUGCCGAAGCCAAACAGCACAACAUCCGAGUGUUCGCCAUCCGUCUCUCCGAGCUGGACACAAACGAUCCCAUUGGUGUGAAGCUGCACUUCAUCGCUAGCGCUCCCCAGCAGCAGUACGUCUUUAGUCUGACAGACAGUCAUUUGGACCAAAGACUCUUCAAUCAACUGCAAACCAUUGUAAAUACCGGGUGCCCGCAUCCAAAGCGCUGCUUGUGUGAGAGGGGAAACCCUGGAAACCCAGGGAGGCCGGGCAAGCCAGGCUCUAGUGGCGCUCCAGGUCCAAAGGGGUCUCUUGGGGAGUCUGGCAUGAAUGGACACCCAGGGUUGGCAGGCCUUCAUGGUCACCCUGGCAGUAAAGGUGAAAAGGGCCAACAUGGGGAAUGUGGUCCUGCUGGAAAAAAAGGAGAAAAAGGUACCAUAGGAUCUUCUGGCCCAAGGGGUCCAAAAGGAGAGAAGGGAGCCCACGGAGCAGCUGGAGACCAAGGCCCAGAGGGUCCAUCUGGGUCUAAAGGUGACAGAGGACCAAGAGGUGCAACUGGACCUCCAGGAGAUAACGGUGUUGGGUUUCCUGGUCCAAAGGGUGACAAAGGGAACCAAGGAAAAGCAGGUCAACCUGGACUACGUGGCAUAGGUGAACCAGGAGUGCCUGGUCCACCAGGGCCACCAGGGAUACAAGGAUAUCACGGACUUCAGGGAGAAGGUCUGCCAGGGCCCAAGGGUGACAUAGGAUAUGGGGGCCCCAAAGGCAGUCGAGGGCCCCCAGGACCUGGUUACAAAGGCGAUAAGGGAAUCUCGGGGGCACCCGGGCUGCCAGGUGUGAUGGGGUUAGCAGGAGCAGGUCUCCAAGGAGACAAGGGAAAUGUAGGACCAGCUGGGCCUUCUGGUCUACGAGGACCUCCUGGGUUGGGUAUUGUUGGGCCUAAGGGUGACCGUGGUUUUCCUGGGGAGGCUGGACUACAGGGAGAGAGGGGUAUAUGUGAGCAAGGACCAAAAGGGGAGCCAGGGCCACAUGGUCCAAUGGGGCUUCCUGGAAUUCCCGGGAAAGACGGAGCUGUUGGGUCAAAGGGAGCGAUGGGGUUACCAGGUCCACGAGGUCAAGAAGGAGGACAAGGAAAAGGCAUCCCUGGGGAGAAGGGUGAUCGAGGGGAUCUUGGGCUACAGGGACUCCCAGGAUCUCCAGGCACAGGUGGACCCACGGGAGCUAAGGGAGAAACUGGCAGCCCAGGAAUGGUGGGCCGACCCGGAACACCCGGGCGGGGUCUACCCGGACCAAAGGGAGAUCUUGGACCUGCAGGGCCUACUGGACCUAUUGGAGAACCUGGAAUGGGGACUAUUGGACCCAAGGGAAGCAAAGGGAUUCCUGGUCCUGCCGGGCCACCGGGAAUGAAGGGUGAUAGUUUUUCAGGACCACAGGGGCUACCUGGUUUACCUGGAGUUCAAGGAGAGAUUGGCCCUGAAGGGAAAGGACUACCCGGGCUUAAGGGCAGUAGAGGCUUACCAGGGGUCUCAGGGCCAUCGGGUCCCCCGGGAAUUGGACUGAUUGGACCAAAGGGCUCUCCAGGGCAAUCCGGUCCAUCAGGUCCGAUUGGGCCUCCAGGAGAGGGCAUUCGAGGACCAAAGGGAGAACCUGGCUUUCAAGGCACUGUGGGUCCACGUGGCGCACCAGGUGAUGGUAUUCCCGGAGAAAAGGGAAAUAGAGGCAUCCUUGGUGAAAGAGGGAGGAAAGGAGAUAAGGGUGACUAUGGUGCACCUGGAUAUACAGGACUUAUGGGGAGACCUGGUGAAAAGGGUGAACCAGGACUGACUAGAGAAGAGGUUGUCCGAAUCAUACAGGAAAUCUGUGGUCUGGGAGGCAGGGUAGCGGAUCACGUUUGCAAUCAGGAUGACACACAGGUGUUACUGUCAAACGCCAUCUCACCACCUGAGCAUCGCCACCAGGAGGGUCCUGUUGACAGGUUACCACAGAAGCCUGAAGGUGAAGAAGCUGAAGAUGUGAAGAUGUGGCAGCCGCCACCACCAGACAACAAGGCAGACGCUCAUCAUGGUGGAAGGGAACACGGCCCGGCGACCACCACUGUGCUGCCUUCAACACAACACCCGCAUGAAGACAUAAACCGGCCUCUUCAAGGCCCGACACGCUCACCUGUGGCAGGUGGGAGCUGCCAUCUGCCUCUGGACCCGGGUCCCUGUCGGCGGUACGUCGCCAGGUGGUACUACGACUCGCAGGCCAAUGCUUGCGCCCGCUUCUGGUAUGGCGGUUGUCAGGGCAACAGCAACAACUUUGAGACAGAAGAGAGCUGUGGGAUUUCCUGUGUGGUCACAUGACUGUCCAGCAGUGCGGAGCCAUCUUUUCUUUUCGUCCCAACCUCAGGCGAGCUUAUGAAAAGGGGCGAAGACGAUGAGCUCAUCCUUACUCAGGCUGUAUGUAGAUGUCUUUUUGGGUGAAUUGUUUGUAAACAUAGAAAACACAUUAAAUGACAUAUUCAAUGCAGUAUCACUUCUGAAAAUGCAUUUUAAAUUAGAGCCACUUCGCGCUUUGAAUUUUGCGGGCCGUUUUUUGAAAUUAUAAAAUAAAUCACUCGUUUCGGGGCUGAUUACAGCCUAUAAAUAUGUAUAUUCAAGCAAAUUUAAUGUAUUUUUGGCCUAAAUUAAGCGUUUUCAAGCAUAAAAUGGCCAAAUGAACGAAAAUACAAAUAUAAGGCAUUCAAAAGAUGCAUUCAAAGGCGUUGGGAUGAUCUGUAGUAUUCGACACUGGUCAGUAGGUGUCAGUAAUGUUACAUUGAGACAAUAGCCGCCACAGGAAGUACUGUACACAACAGAUAGUAACAACAAGGAACUCUCCAAAUGUUAACAUCCGAGUCUUAUGUACAUAUAUGCCUUAUGUCUACUGCAUUGGGUAACAAAAACAAAGAUGCAGUUUUUUCUUGAAAUAAAUAUAACUUCUUAGCAUAUCUACAUGUGUUGCUUUACAAAAUAUCAAAGUAGCAAAGUUGCAUCCUUACAUUUUUCGCUAUGUGGCCCUGGCUGGAAGAAGCUUGGACACCCCUGGUGUAAUGUAUCUUAAUAGUCUCUCAUUCCGUUCAGCUCCGUUCAGUUAAACUGGUUUCGGGAGGACCAUAAAUCCCUAUCAGCAAAUUCCAUCCUCCUGUUGUGUCAAAAACCUGCACCAUCUACCUGUACAUUUAACGUUCUAUUAAAGCAUUUUAUUCACAGGCCUCGACUCCGUUCUAAUAAUUCCAAUUCAAAGAUUCAUAGGAUUAAACCUGUAUAUAUAGCCGUAUGGCCGCAGGUGGUAUGUCAGGUACUCCAAUACGUACAGUUGAACAUCAUAUACGUAGUGGAAGGACACAGCGAAAUCCGAACAGCAAUCUGGACCCUGCGGAAAGAAAGAACAUGCAUAAUUGAUGCAUGAUUUGCCCAGUCAGUCAGGAAAACAUUUGAAUUUAAUGGCAAUAUUAUUUAAAAAAUGUAUUAUAUACCAGUGAAGUCAGUGGUAAAGCAAUAAGGAGCAAGAGCAUGCUUUCUCACACUAGUUCUUGUGAUGCUUAUCUGAUUAGAUAGCGGCAGGAUAUUGCUUUGGAGCAACCCUAUUGUCAACGUUGUGAUAAAAACAACCGCAGAUCAACUCUUCUUUCCCCUUCCUGCCCGAGCUAUGUCACAGGCUUCCCUGACCCGUCAGGUUUCACUGAAUACCCGAGGAAGUCUUGACUUUCACUCACGGGUACCUGAGAAAGACUCGGGUUUCACUGUCCCACGAGUGCUCGCAGCAGACUCGAGUUUCACUGACUCACGGGUACUUGACAGGACUCACACUACACUGACUCACAUGGGUUGUCAUCAGUAAUUAGUUACUUUCCUGAGAAAAGUACAGUAAAUUGCAGACGAUAAGCUGCUACUUUUUUCCCACACGCUUCAGGUCAGGACUUUGACUAGACCACUCCAAAGUCUUCAUUUACUUUUUCUUCAGCCAUUCAGAGGUGGACUUGCUGGUGUGUUUUGGAUCAUUGUCCUGCUGCAGAACCCAAGUUGGUUUCAGCUUGAGGUCACCAGCAGAUGGCCGGACAUUCUCCUUCAGGAUUUUUUGGUAGACAGCAAAAUUCAUGGUUCCAUUUAUCACAGUCUUCCAGGUCCUGAAGCAGCAAAACAGCCCCAGACCAUCACACUACCACCACCAUAUUUUCUGCUGGUAUGAUGUUCUUUUUCUGCAAUGCGACGUUACUUUUAGGCCAGAUGUAAUGGGACACACACCUUCCAAAAAAUAAAACUUUUGUCUCGUCAGACAACAGAGUAUUUUCACAAAGGUCUUGGGGAUCAUCAUGAUACUUUCUGGCAAAAUUUAAACAAGCCUUAAUGUUCUUUUUGUUCAGCAGCGGGUUUUGGUCUUGGAACUGUGCCAUGCACAGCGUGUUUCUUUAGGUGGAGUCAUGAACACUGAGGCAAGUGAGGCCUGCAGUUGUUAAUGUUGCUGGGGGGUCUUUUGUGACUGCUUGGAUGAGUCGUCGCUGCGCUCUUGGGGUAAUUUUGGUUGGCCGGCCACUCCUGAGAAGGUUCACCACUGUUCCAUGUUUUCAUCAUUUGUGGAUAAUGGCUCUCACUGUGGUUCGCUGGAGUCCCAAAGCUUGAUAAAUAGCUUUGUAAAUUUUGUGUUUAGUUGUGUUGUCAUUGACUAUUUAAAUUUGUUUGAUGAUCUGAAACAUUUAAGUGUGACAAACAUGAAAAAAAAAAAAAAUCAGGAAUGGGGCAAACACUUACAUACAAUAUCAAGCCUCAUGCAGCAAUCGUGUUUUGAUCUGACAAAUCGUAACCAAGUUUGAUCAAGUGUAGAAUUACUACAGCUCCUGCUUGGACUGCAGCAUCUUUUGAACUUCGAUGAAAAAAAAAAAGCGUCUCACUUAUCGGAGCUAAUGAUUGAUGCUGAGAACACCGAGUGUAGGUAGGAUUGCAAGGUUUAUAAUGUGUCUUUCUGUGUAAAUAUCCCAUGUUACGACUUGAACACCUGCCGCUUAUAGACAGGACCACAUCACCUGCAAAAAGCAAAUAUCCAAUCCUGGAGCCACCAAACCGAAUCCCUUUAAAGCCCCCGACUGCUCCGAAAAUUCUGUCCAUAAAAAGUAAUGAACAGAAUCGCUGACAAAAGGGCAGCUGUGGCGGAGUCCAACCCUCACUGGAAACGAGUCUGACUUGUUGCCGGCCAUUUUUGUGCUUACUUUAGGCCAAAAUAAAUACAAUUUGGUUAAAUAUCUUCUUUUACUAAUAGGCCAUAUUCAACCACAAAAAACUGAUGAUUUAAUAUCAUUUUGAAAAUCCGUGAUCGAGCGAAACGUUAAAAUUCUAAGUGUGAAGUGGUGAAAGAUUACCGUUUGUUUUGUUUUUUUCAAAAUUUUGCACAGUUAAUCUCCAAGAAGUUAAUUUUAAAGAAAAAUAAACGUGUCCCACGCUGUACUUGCAUCGCUGUCGUG